AUGUCGGUUUUCGGUUUUCACCAUCGAAAGGAAGGAUUUGACGGGAAUGAAGCUGAUAGUUGGGUUGUAGAAGCCCUUGACAUGCCCAAGGAAAGUGCACAUAAAGUGUUUGUAGAAAUGCACAAGAGAGAACAAGAGUUGAAGCAGCUGAUAUACUCCAAUGAUAUUCCAGUGAUCACGGAUAAUCCAUCAAUCUUACGUGAAAGGCCUCAAUUCCAUCUCCUUUAUGAAGAGCUUGACUCCAUGAUCCAAACCAUUUUCAACCAUGAAGACCAAGAUCUACACAACUUUGAAGAAGUGAGCAAACUGAAGAAAAGAUUCAAAGCUGCAGCUGAAGAGGCAGAAGAUACUGUUGAUGUCUUUCUAUCCACUGUCCACUGUAGAAAUAACGGAUAUUUCCCUAGAUCUGAUGUCUUUCAGCCCUCUCUCCACCUUGAGGUUGCUAUAAGAUCAAUCGAGUCUAUCAAGAUAGAGUUCAUGACCAUUAACAUCGAUAACAUGAAGAUGGACUCUUCUCUGAGAACUGAUAGACUGCAAACACAAUCUGCUGGAACUUCCCACACUAGAAAUUCAAGGGGUUCAAAGAAAUUAUUGGAAAAUGUCGUUGUGGGGUUUGAUCGUAAGACUACCCUUGCUAACAAAGUGUUCACUGAUCCUUAUGUUGCUUAUCAUUUUCACGUCCGUGGAUGGGUCACUGUUUCACAAACAUAUGACAAGAGGGAUCUGUUGAUUCAAGUUCUGUCAUCCAUAGAUGAUCAAUUAGAGCUUGAGAAAGCAACGGACUGUCAACUCCGUGCAAUGUUGCACAAACGCCUAAUGGGUAAGAGAUAUUUAAUUGUUAUUGAUGAUAUCUGGAGUAUAGAGGCAUGGGACAAGUCGCAGUUGUUUUUCCCUGAUGAUAACACUGGAAGUCGAAUUCUGCUUACGAGUCGCCUCACUGAAGUGGCUUCACACGCAAAAUCACACGGACUCAUUCAUCAAUUACAACAUUUGACUGAAGAAGAAAGUUGGAAGUUGUUGUGUGAGAAGGUGUUCCAAGGAGACGAGUGCCCCCAAUGGUUGAUUGAACCUGGAAAGCAAAUUGCAAAAAACUGUCACGGAUUGCCUCUUUCUGUGGUUGUGAUGGCAGGAGUUCUAGCAAAAGAAACAAGGACUAAAGAUUUAUGGCUAAAAAUUUCUUGCAGUUUCCAUUCAUACAUUGCUAGUGACGAGAAAGGAUGUCUGGAAACAAUAGCAUUAAGUUACCACCAUCUACCUCCUCACUUGAGAGACUGCUUUCUCUAUCUUGGAGGGUUUCCAGAAGACUACCCGAUCUCCUCACCAAGGUUGCUUUGGUUAUGGAUGGCUGAGGGAUUUAUACAAGAAGAUGGAAGUCAAAGCUUGAAGGAAAUUGCAAACGGUUACCUGAUGGAUCUAGUUGACAGAAAUCUUUUAAUCAUAGACAAAUGGUAUGCCUGGGGUGAUGUCAGACGUUGUAAAGUCCAUGAUCUUGUGAGGCAGGUAUGUGUGGAAAAAGGAAAAGAAGAAAAUUUCUUCCUGAAAAUAGACUCCCCACCAUCUAAUAAUGUUUGUGAGGUAAUUACCACAUAUAAGAAACGCCGUGUGGUCACAAAUCAAGAAAUGCACAUUAUGAGUUCGUCUCUUCCAACCACCCCAAGUGUUCGAUCACUAUUGUGCUUUACUAGGAAAACAACCAUAACUGACAUUAUCUCAAAGUUUUUCCCCUCCUUUUCACUACUUAGGGUGUUAAGUCUAGAAAAAUGUAGAUUGCUUUAUUUCCCCCCUGGUUUAGCAUUACUAGUUCACUUAAGGUACCUCUACAUUUGGCUGUCAUCAUUUCAACCAUCAAUAUGCAUUUUAUGGAACAUUCAAACCCUCAUUGUUAAAACAAGUUCUAGUCCUAUGGUUUUACCUAGUAACAUAUCAAAUUUGGUGAAUCUGAGGCAUCUAAGAAGUAAUGCAGAUCUUUAUCUUCCUUCAGUUGGAAAACCAUUGAACUUGGAAUUUAUUACAAAGGUAGAGUUGGGAGAUGGGGUAGAUAAUUUUAAGAAAUGUUUUCCCAGGAUCAAGGAACUUACAUCUACUCUUUACUCCGACAAGGAAAAUGACUUUAAGGUACUCCAUUACCUUCAAAUCCUGACGUUAUUUGGAUCAGUUCAGCGAGAAUUUCGCAGAAGUGCACCAAACUUAGGAAAGAAUCACAUUAUUAGGUUCCCUGAAACACUGAAAGUACUUACACUUGUAAGGUGUGGUCUACCAUGGAGCAACAUGUCAAUCAUUCAAUCAUUACCUAAUCUUGAGGCUCUCAUACUAGAAGACAAUGGGUUUGAGGGAACCCUGUAG
Molecule: messenger RNA, 2343 nt
Organism: Lactuca virosa
Lineage: Eukaryota; Viridiplantae; Streptophyta; Magnoliopsida; Asterales; Asteraceae
Source: the annotation of a GenBank genome assembly